CUCGUUUUACAGCCGACAGUAUGAGCAAAGAGCUGGGCAUCGGCGCCGAGGACUCGGACGCCUCCAGCGGCGCCCAGCACCACCACAACCUGCACCAGCAAAGCUCCAAGCAGCGAGUGCCCCCGACUUACGUGUACAGUCCAAGCUCGGAUCCCGAGAGCAGUUCGCGGAGCAACGGCGAGGGCGGCCCGAACGAUGACGGGGAGCCGCGGCACCACAGGCUCGGCUACCGGGGUGCCGGGGUCCCGCCCACCGAGGACCAGCUCGGCCCGCUGCCCCACAACUGGGAAAAGGCCUACACGGACCACGGCGAGGUCUACUUCAUCGAUCACAACACGGGCACGUCGCACUGGCUGGACCCGAGGCUCUCCAAGUUCCAGAAGCGCUCGCUCGAGGAGUGCUGCGACGACGAGUUGCCCUACGGCUGGGAAAAGAUCGACGACAACCUUUACGGCACGUACUUCAUCGACCACGUGAACCGGCGCACUCAGUACGAGAACCCGGUGAUACAGGCCAAGCGCGCCCUCCAACAGCAGCAAAACAACCUGGCACACCACCAGCAGCAGAACGCGAUGGGCGAGGGGAAGAGUCCGAUGUUUACGCGUAAUCCCGAUGCUUUGAAGGGCCAGCGCAUCAGAACGAGUCUGGUGAAGAGCUCGAGAGGUCUGGGCUUUACGAUCGUGGGCGGUGACGACAACGUGCAGGAGUUCCUGCAGAUCAAGAGCGUCGUGCCCAAUGGGCCGGCCUGGCUCGAUGGCAAACUGCACACGGGCGACGUUCUGGUUUACGUGAACGACAUAUGCGUGCUUGGCUUCUCGCACAACGAGAUGGUCAACGUGUUCAAGUCCAUAGGUAGCGGGGAGACCGUGGCUUUGGAGGUGUGCCGGGGCUACCCGCUGCCCUUCGAUCCGAACGACCCCAACACCGAGGUCGUUACGACCAUCGCGGUCAACGCGCCGGACAUUCUCACCGAGGAGUCGAGCCUCUACAUGGACCUCGAGCGCUCGGCUAUGAGGGCUAGCGAGCGCUUCGACUUUCUCGACUCGACGUCCUUCAUGCCUGUGCACCCGGCUCAGCAGAACGGCGACAACCUCACGACCACGGCGUCCGUUAACUCGAUGCCGGACCUCUGCAUAUCCGAGAAGCUCAACUCCAUGGGCCCGAUCAAGAGGCCCAGCAGCACCGACAUCCUGUUGAUGGACAGCGUCGGUGAUCGCUCUCACCCCCUUGGUCACGACGACGCUUCUUCGCCCGUGCCCGCAAAGCCGCCAGAGUUCCUGAGCAUACCGAUCGUUAAGGGAAUCACCGGCUUUGGUUUCACGAUCGCGGACUCGGCGCACGGCCAGAAGGUUAAAAAGAUCCUGGACCGGGAUCGGUGCAAGAACCUAAUGGAGGGCGACAUACUGAUCAACAUCAACGACGUCAACGUGAGGAACAUGUGCCACGCCGAGGUCGUGCAGGUGCUGAAGGACUGCUGUCGGGACCAGGAGGCCCUGAUACACGUACAGAGAUCGGCCAGCAAAUCGCCCAAGUCCCCGUUGCAGGACAAGGACUGCCUGAAGGACUUUAAGGACAAAGCGGUCUUUGAUUUUUAUCGUAGCAAGACGCCCACGGCCGAUAUUUACAGUACGCAGCAGAAGGCGAUAGUGCCGCAGAGGCCGAAGACACCGCUGAUCGACACCCGAAACUCAAAGACCAUGUCGCCACUGCCACCUUCGGCGUCUUUGCAGCAGCAGCAACAUCACGAACAGCUUCGACAGACGUCGGUGGAUUGCGUGGAUAACGAGGUGCAGAACGCGCUCGACAACAGGUACAAGUACAACCAGGACUACGGGCACCCGAUCUACGGCUACACCACGGAGAUGCCAUACAAACCGAACGUCUCGCAUCUGGUGGACAGUUUCAACGCCAUGAACCUAUCCGGCAUGGAAAUGGAGGACUCGCUGGCGCGCAAGUGGCUGGCGAACAACGACAAGUUAAACUACAGCAACGACGUCUACUCGAUUGAUGUUGCCCAACAGCAGCAGCUCAAUCACCAUCACCACCAGCCUCCGCCACCGCCACCACCACCGCCGCUGCCCUCCCAGCACGCAAAGCAAAACGGUAUUCACGGACCACCUAUGGCCGCUAAUGAUUAUUACAAGGACAUUUACGCGCUGCAGUCGCCCACGCAGUCGCAAUUUGACGGCGAACACGCGGAUUACGGCUCGUACGUGGCGAUGAUCGGCCAAGAGCAGAAUGUCGACACCGGGGAGAUUUGGGACAAGCGCAAGGAGUCGACGAGCUUCGAACACGAGCAGCCGCACUCGAGCUCCAUUAUGCCGAGGUAUGUGCCUUACGGUUCGGACGUUGGAAAUGACCUAAUGUGCCCGUCGAUCCCCGACAUCGAGUGGAUCGAAACUCUGGUGACGCUCGUGAGGCAGGACAGUGGUUUUGGCUUCCGAAUAGUUGGUGGUACCGAGGAGGGUUCCCAGUGCAACAACGGUAUGGCCUCUACGCUUGGCCAACAGGUGUCAGUGGGCCAUAUAGUACCGGGUGGCGCGGCCGACCUGGACGGACGUCUCAAUACAGGCGACUUCAUUAUGUCCGUCGAUGGCGAGAGCGUCAUGAACUCGUCCCACCACCGAGUCGUGCAAUUGAUGAUCUCGGCCGCGCAAAAUGGACGAGUUACUCUGGGUAUCAGGAGGCGUAUUUCCCUUCACGACCACCACCAUCAUUACCUUCAACAACAGCAGCAAAGACAACAACAGCAGCAGCAGCAGCAGCAGCAGAUGCAGGAUCAAAUGCAGUCGUCGUCGUCCUUGUCCUACAACUGCCGGCUCAUGGGACACGUGCAGUAUCCUUACGAAGUUACGGUAACUCGAAUGGAAAACGAAGGCUUUGGCUUUGUGAUAAUAUCGUCGGUGAAUAAGGCAGGCUCGACGAUCGGACGGAUAAUCGAAGGCUCACCUGCCGAACGCUGCGCCAGACUCAACGUUGGGGACCACAUCCUAGCCGUGAAUCACGUUGACAUCACCAAUGCUUGCCACAAGGAUAUCGUGAAUCUCAUUAAGGACUCUGGUUACUCGGUCACGCUGACUAUUGGCUAUCCACUCGACGACUGCUGUAGCAAUGCGUCUUUAUCGCAAAAGGAUGAAAUGAUUGGAGACGGAGACGGUGGGCAGUACCAUGCGGUGGAAUUGACAAGAGGCACACGGGGCUUUGGUUUCAGCAUCCGAGGUGGUCGAGAAUUCCAAAACAUGCCUCUUUUCGUCUUGCAGAUAGCCGAGAACGGCCCUGCCUCUAUCGACAAUAGAUUGAGAGUGGGUGACCAGAUAAUCGAGAUAAAUAGCAUCAAUACCAAAAACAUGACUCACACAGAGGCUAUCGAGAUUAUAAGAAACGGUGGGCCGACGGUCCGGCUGUUGGUUCGCCGGGGCUGCCAGAUGCCAUCAGUGAGUAACGCCGAACUCGAGCAAGCGAAUCUUAAUAUGACGGCUGAGGGCACGAGGCCUGGAAUAAUAAUACAGACGCUCGAGCGACCGUUGAAAAAAAAUCGGCUCUCCCUGUCGCUCGACUGUUGCUGCUCAUCUCAGAGCAGGCAGAUGUGAUUCUUAUAACUCUUUUUAUUGCAUUUACCUAACGAAUCUUCACUCUCUUAUCUAUUUUUGUUUUUCGUUAAUUUUUUUAAUUUUUUUUUUUUUUAAGUAAGAAUUACGGGGAAACUAACACAUAUGUGCUCUUCUUUCAUGUGAAUAAGGGAUUGAAAAGAGUAUGACGUUGGACGUGUACAUCUAAUCGUUUACAAAGGGUAAUUGACAUUUUCAACUAGUGAUUGUAGGAAAAGACUUUUUUUAAUUUUAAUUAGCGAAUUCGUGUGCGAACGUUACAUAGAUGGAAUUGAUCAAAGAGGAAUUUAUACAUCGAUAAGUUUAAGUAGUAAAUGAGCUGCAUUCUUUUGUAAUGUAAUAUAAAACAAUGUGCUAUACUUUUAUUUUUGAAGUUUUUUGUAAAAGCAAAGGGGUGAUGUAUAGGGGACCAAAUAAUAUCUAUUUUUUCCUCUUUUCAAUACAAAAUUUUGACGUAUAUUUUUUUUCAAAAUGCUUUUAUUUUACCAUAAAUAAUUUGUAAUUUUUACACCACGCGAAUAUCCCUGCAAUAUCUGUGCACUAAAAAAAAACUUUUUUUACACCAAGAAUUUUAAAAUUCUCUCCAUUCGGCCGUCACCAAAGAAUGCAGUCAUUGUAAAUUUUUAAAAUUAAAGAUCCUUUUAAUCAUCGAUGCAAAUUGAAUAUCAACUACAUAGAGAUGCAAGAAUAUUUUUUACAUUAUGUUCUUCUAUCUCUAUGGUAAAUUAUACUGUUAACGACCAUGAAGAACAAUUAAGAGCUUAUAAUAAUAGUUUUUAAGAUUUUAAUAAAAGUAAGUUUUACCGCACAUACUGGAGUAAUAUUAUCAAAUAAAACUGUUAAUCUUCCUUGCUAUAUAAUGCAGAAUUUUUAUUUUUAUACGAAAAAAAAAGAUUUAACUAGUUGAUUGAAAAAAAAGCAUUUUAAGCUAACACCUUGACGUAUUGUAAUGUCUUAUGUAGCAAUUGUGUGCAUAAAAAGGCACAUUUUUAUAACUUGUAAGCAAGUAAAAUUAUAGGAAUUGUAUUACCUUUUAAUGUAUUUUCGACCAAUUUUUAAAGUGACUCUCCAAUCAGCUGGUGUUCGCCGAAAAUGUUUUCUAGACUUAAAUAAACCAGUGUAACAAAUCAUUGUAAAUACAUUAUAAAAUCUCUCUUUACACAAUAUAAAUAAAUAAAAAAAAAUAAUAAUAAUAAUAAAAAAAAAAAAAAUAACAGCGAUUGUAAAAUGCUUAUUCUUGUACUUUGAUGUUACAAGCGAGAAAGCAUAUUUAAUUUGA
Molecule: messenger RNA, 4887 nt
Organism: Copidosoma floridanum
Lineage: Eukaryota; Metazoa; Arthropoda; Insecta; Hymenoptera; Encyrtidae
Product: membrane-associated guanylate kinase, WW and PDZ domain-containing protein 1
Biological process (GO): signal transduction
Cellular component (GO): cytoplasm
Molecular function (GO): protein binding
Source: RefSeq, a predicted model, not a curated record